CGUAGGCUAAUAAUAUUUUUCCAAAUUAUUUCCAAUCAAUUCGAUCAUUGCGUAUUAACAUUUUCCAAUUUUUCCAUCAAACUUCACUCUCGAGCUUCAACGAACAGUUAUCAAAAGAUUUUCAACCUCUCCUCUUUCCUUUUUCCUUCUCCAAUCUCCCCUCCUACAAAUAAACGAUCAUACAUCGAUAGGAUCCACCCGGGUUCCGUUGAUCGGCUCCUCCAUCAUCGCUCGACCACCACUUGUCAUCGGCCCGGUUAAACAGCGUAGCGUAACUAAAAAAGAAUCACGUCGCCACGAUUCACGUCGCGGCGUGUGAUUACGCGGCGCGGGAUCCACCCCCUCAUUGUCCUUCCUUCCUUCCUUUCUUCCUUCGUUCGUUCGUUGUUCUUGGAACGAUCCCCCUUGUUGUACCGUUCGACCACGCAACCUGACAUAUAUAUCAUAGAGCUUGUGCCGCGCUCAUAUAUCGCCGCCACGUCGCACGGCGCUCAUUUUUCACGGACUGUCGAUCCUGCUGGUAACUGAAGCGUGCCCGCCGCGGUACCCUGGCCGGCCACAGCCCCUCCGACAGAUCGUUGCCGAGGAAUCAAGAGCGCAUCAGUUAGCUCGCGGUCGCGGUUGCUCGCUGUUGCACUCACUCCUCCGUCACCGGCCGAUAAUCCAAUUUGCGUUUCGAAGCCAGUGUUUUAUUCCAUUUUUUAUUCGUUUAUUUAUUCGUCUCUUUUUCCUCUCAGUGUUUGAAAAUAGAUUAGAGUCGAUUGUUGAACGGAUCGGUGGAUGUUGCAGACGAGGAGGAAUAAGAAAGAUUUAUUUUCGCUGCCAUUUUCAGAAACGAUCGAGAUGUAAUUAAGGAAAGUCAUGGUGUCGUCAUGGGCAGUCUGUUAUGAUCGAAGAACGAAGGUAUUUUCGAGGAUGUGAAACGGGAGCCGUGUUCAAAUCGUGGACGAUGAAAUCGAGAGUGAAUCUAGUCGCGAUUUUGUUGACUUUGAGCUGCGCGGCGCGCGUACUGGAGGGAUUGAAGAGCGACGAGAAGCAUUCGAGUCAACGCAAGGAGUAUUAUCCGGUCGGGAAGAAGAUCGUCAAGGAGAUUCAUAACAAAGUUGCGUCUCAAAGCGCGGCUCUUAUGCGGAUAGAAGAUAAAACUAAAGUUCUGAAGAGCAAGAAUACCGGUUUCGGUUUGUCGAAAGAUUACUUUCAUGAGCCAGACCGUCCACGCCGAAAGAAGCGAAAGAUGGAUCGAACGAUGAUGGCGUUGCUGAUGGCGUACAAAUUGAAAUUCGUCGCCCUGAUUCCAACACUGGUCGGAGGGUUGAUCUUGUUAAAAGCUACCGCGCUACUCGCAGGCUUCUUCUUCGCGCUGUUCGCCGCGGUUCUCGGUCUGAAAGUGAAGUGAACGAACCUAUUUCACGACGAGAACAUCGACGAGUGAUCGAUCAAAAGUGAGGCCGAUAAUGUAAUUAAAAUGAUAUUUCGGUAAAAACCGAUAGCCGUCGCGUCCGCGGCUAUUAUUUUGAGGUUAUGAUCACGUGGGCCGCGCGCAUGCGCAAUGCAGCGGCGACCCACGCAGUGAAUCGAAGAUUUAAGAAUGUAACAUAUUAUUGUAUUCUCGUGUAUCUGGUGUAGCUAAGAAAGAAUAAGCGUUGGAAAUGAUUGAACCGUUUCUGUUCUUCCUUAUUCACGUCGAUUACGCGAUCUCUUUAUUCGAUCUCAGGCUCGAUCCAUCCAUGGAGGAGUCUGUUACAAAAAAAAAAAAAAA
This is a messenger RNA of Apis mellifera (honey bee), 1759 nucleotides long. RefSeq lists its product as uncharacterized. The record is from RefSeq and is a predicted model, not a curated record. The transcript has 3 exons. The coding region runs from base 887 to 1396 and encodes 169 amino acids. NCBI's taxonomy places the organism in Eukaryota, Metazoa, Arthropoda, Insecta, Hymenoptera, Apidae.